GUUUCCGGUCAGUGGGAGCUUGCUUUUGGGAGACUGAAGCUAAUACAGGUACCACGAUAGUUCAGAAGCCCCAGUCAGAAGUGAGGCCAUGAGCACAGAACCAGCUUGUUCCAUGAUGAGCCAAGGAACUACCAAGACGUACAAACUUCCCAUCGAACACCUGGAUUAUAACUUUGUGGAAAAAUGCACUGAUGUGAAGUAUCUGGAAAAAAUUCUCAUUGUGCUAAGAUCAGGUGAAGAGGGAUAUUAUCCUGAUCUUAUAUCAUUUUGUGAGAAGAAGAUUGAGAAGUUGAAUCCUAAAAGUCGUGUCCUUCGAACAAACAACCCACCAGCAACUGCUGCAAGCUUCACCAAAGAAGAAUGGCAAGAAAUCACCAGUGACCUGAAGAGUUGGACAGAUGAAAUGAAGCAAAAGGAAAAUGAAGUAAAAUAUAGUAAAACGCAAGUUGAAUGUUUUAAUUCGGAAAAACAAGCACCUGUUCGUGGUGUUAAUGCCUCAGUUCUUUCCCAGCAGAGUGGCUUUGGUGAUCAAAAAUCAACAAAAAAGAAAAGAGUUGUCCCCCGAGAUUACAGAGAAUGGGAUAAAUUUGAUGUAGAGAAAGAGUGUUUCAAAAUUGAUGAAGGGAAGCAAAAAAGCAGUUCCAAAACAAUUGUCAAUGAUGGCCCUUCUGGAAUAGGGAAGCAAAUUGACACCAAAGGAAUGACCGAACAAGAAAAGAUGAUUUUAUCUGACCGAGAAAGGGAGAAGGGAAAUGAAGCUUUCCGAGCUGGUGACCACAAGGAGGCUUUGCUUUACUACACCAGAAGUAUAUCAGUUCAAGCAAACGUAGCUGCUUUUAAUAACCGUGCUCAAGCAGAAAUUAAGCUUCAGAACUGGCAGAAUGCCCUUAAUGAUGUUGAAAAAGUGUUGGAGUUAGACCACGGCAACUUGAAAGCACAUCUACGUCGUGCCAUUGUUCAUAAACAUUUGGAUAAUUAUCAAGGAGCAAAAGAUGAUUUAAAGGCGGUGUUGCAAGCCGAACCGGACAAUGCUAUAGCAAAGAAUUUGCUUGAGCAAGUUGAACAAAAGCUGAAAGCUUCUCAGACUCUCGAGAAAACACCACAGAAAAAGGGAAAAAAGAUGCAAAUCAAAGAAGUAGAGGGUUCUGAUGAUGAGAAGGAAAGAGAAUUCAUGAGUAAGAAUAAAGAAUCUAGUAAGCCGGUGUGUGGAAGGACAUUGAAAGCAAAGACUGUAAUGGGAAAUACACAGAAAAAGUGUUCUCACAAAGGAGAAAGUCAGACUAAUGAAAAAAACUGGACUAAAGGGAAGGACACUGGCAGUGCUACAACAUGGAACAACACUAAAAAAACUAAAGCUAACUCAACAGCAGUGAACAAAACUGAGCCAAGUAAAUUUGGGCAUGAAACUAAGGAUGAAAAUGUCAAGAAUGUUACAAAUCCUGAGGCAAGAAAAAGUCACGAUCCUCUGAGAAUUGAUUCGAGACAGAUGUUUCCACCUGGGUCAAGUUCAGAGAUAGAGAAAGCAAAGAAUAACACAUGGGCCUUGCCCCCUGCUGUGGCAAAGCUUAAGAGUGGAGGAAAUGAGCUGUUUAAAAAUGGACAGUUUGGAGAUGCAGUGAUCAAGUACACAAAAGCCAUUGCAGAGCUAUUUGAAUCCGGGGUAGAAAGUCCACAAGAACUGAGCAUCUUACAUUCAAAUAGAGCAGCAUGCUAUCUGAAGGACGGAAAUUGCACUGAGUGUAUCAAGGAUUGUACCAGAGCUUUAGAACUACAGCCAUUUUCGGUGAAACCUCUGUUGAGACGGGCUAUGGCUUACGAAUCCCUAGAACGUUAUCGGCAGGCUUAUGUGGAUUAUAAAACUGUUCUUCAGGUGGAUAGCCGGAUCCAGCUUGCAAUUGACAGUGUCAACAGGAUAACUAAGACACUAAUAGAAGAAGAUGGUGUGAAAUGGAGAGAAAAAGUGUCAGCAAUCCCAGUAGUCCCUGUAUCUGCACAGCAACAUAGGUGGGACAAAGAUUCUAUUUCCUGUGCUGCUGAAAGUAAAACCCAGAUGACUAAUGAAAACCAACACACCUCUCCAAACAAGGGCAAAAAUGUAGAAGAACAUUUUAUUUCCUUGAAGCAGGAAGGUAAUUGUUUUGUGAAGAAGACCCAGUACAAAGAAGCCAUUGCAAAGUAUAGUGAAUGCCUAAAACUGAAAAAUGAUGAUAGCACCAUUUACACAAACCGAGCACUGUGUUAUCUGAAACUGAAUCACUAUAAGGAGGCUGAAGAGGACUGUAACACAGCUCUGCAGUUGGAGCCCGCUAAUAUAAAAGCAUUUUACCGAAGAGCCUUGGCUUACAAAGGGUUAAAAUGCUACACAUCCAGUAUCGAAGAUCUCAGUAAAGUACUGAAGUUUGAUGUAAAUGUUGCUGAAGCUCAAAAAGAAUUGCUAGAGGUAACAGAACUUUUGAAAAAGGAGGGAGAAGGAGAACCUCUUUACAAAAUCCGCAACCAAGAGAAAACUAGAAAAAACAUUGAAAUACAGGAGAUUGCUGAUAGUGAUGAAGAGGAGGAGAAAAUAACCAAAAAAAACAGUGAACAAGAAAUUCUAAGCAACCCUGAAACUGGACAAAUGGAUUCUGUAAUAGCUGAGGAUGCAUCAACUCAACAUGGAACCUUUGAAAAUUCUCAACCACUGUCAGAAAAAGGAGCUAAUUUGAAGCCAAAAAAUGCAUAUGAAUUUGGCCAAACCUUAAAUCUGUUGCAGGCCAAGAACAAUCUUGCUGCCUGUGCAGAGCUACUAAAAAAUGUGGAACCACAGGACCUACCAUCCAUGAUGAGCAACAAACUAGAGGGUGAUGUAUUCACCAUGAUCAUUCAGACUUUGAAAGGACACCUUUUAGAAAAGAAGCCCAGCCUUGUGUAUGAGCACCUUGUUCAUCUGUGCAAAACAGAAAGGUUUAAGAUGGUGUCAGUGCUUGUAGGUAAAGAAAGAGAACAAGUGCAACAACUCUUCAGCUGUCUGUUACAAAUGAAAAGUGAUGACUUCACUUCUGAAGAUGUACAGAAUCUAGCAAGAAACUAUGAUAUACAAUGUUAGUUACUUAGCAAAAAUCACAAAGUUAAUAUAUUUUCGUGCAACUUGGGAGUUUAAGUACUAUAAAAAUGACUUAUGCUACACAUCUGAUUUCUACUUUCAUUUUCCUUGAAAUGAACAAAUACUGACCUAGAAGUGAUGUUGCUAGUCUUUUACUCCUUAUCCUUCACUUAACUGUUUAGAAGUACAUGGCCUAAAGGUCCAUGCAUGUAAAACUGUUAAAUAAUGAUCUCUCUUUAUUUGUUAACCUAUGCUAGUUUACUCAAAACGAACAUCGAGUAAUUUUCAUUGUCGUGGACUUCAUUUCCCGAGUAUAAAUGAGCAAGACCUGGUAAUUCUUCAUUCAAAAGAAAAAUACUGCAGCUACUAGGAAUCUGAAAGAACCUCAAGAAAUGCUGAGAAUAGUCUGGUAGCAUUUAUGACAAAAAUCAGGAGUUAAUCACCCAGAGAUACCGAAGUGUAGAGCUGGAGGAACACAGCAGGCAAGGCAGCAUUAGAGGAUCAGGAAAGCUGAUGUUUUGAGUUAGGACCCUUCAUCAGAAAAUUUUUGUUAUCCCAGACUCCAGCAUCUGCAAUUCUUGCUAUCUCAGUUAAUAACCCACUAGUAAUCCACUACAAAGAUAGUCAUUGCUGAAGUAUACACUGAAUGCCGAGUCUGUGCGAAUGUCCUGUCACAGCUGACUGUCUAGAAACAUGAAAUUUUUGCUGGUCAGUUACCUGACAUCUGGAACCCUCCAAAAAUUCCCCAACCCCGAGUUAAAGUCAGCGACUUUGGAUAGUUCUGACUUACUCACUUCACAGGUUAGCCAGGAAGAGAGAAAGGUAUUAAAACCUCCACUAAUUCCUGGCUGACUCUGCCAUUGAUAAUAGCCACUGACCCCCCCUCAUCCCAGACAACCCACAAAUUCCUGUGCAAACUUGAUUCUCCACCUCUAUCCUGGUGACCUACACUAAAUCCAGACUUGCCUACCUGCCACUGUAUCCCUUCACUUACCUUACAAAUUUAUCUUCUCAGUAGCUCUCAAAGUAACUAUGGGAGCUUUUAUCCACAGAAUAUGGCAGCUGAUGCUGUGGUUUCAUCACUGAUCCAUUCCACUGCUGCUUGAUUAGAUUGCCACACUUUUCUGUGUAGCUUCAGCUGGGAAGGUUCUUGCCCCAUGGUUUCGGCCAGAAUACUACUAUCAAGUUAAGUAGGCAACAUCUUGUCUGAUUUGUCAGAAAUGGGGAUUCCAACCCAGAUUGGAAGAUUUGGGCCAAUGUUGCAGUGAAAGGUCAUCAAUGUGAAAUGUUAACUUCUUCUCUUUCCACAAUUGGCCAGAUUUUGAUUAUUUCCAGCAUUUUCAGGUAUUUCUAUGAACUCUUCAAAUUGAGUUAAUCACCCAGAGUUCAACAUGUUUUGUGUGUUCCUAUUGGUAGCACAAAUUCAAUAACCAUUUAUUUUUUGCUGUUCUGUUCUACCUCUAGAAAUAUCACCUAGUCAUUUAAUUAUAGAUUUUUACAAAGCUCUAAAUAUAGAAUAGGCUGUACUUGUAGCUUUUUUAAACUCCAGAAGUGGUUAUACUCUGACUAAUAUUAAUCUGGAACGGAGUAGCUUUUGUUUACGGAUUGCCUGGCCCGGAAUGUUACCUUAUCCCUGUGAAUGAACAGGAAUUAUGCUCAGCAAGGAUAAACAUUUUAAAAAAACUUGAACUUUGGAUGUCAAAUAUAUUUCUUUAGAAUGCAGUAAAUUUGUGCAGAUGAUUUUACUGCUGUAAUAUUUAAAAUAUUGUGGUGUUUAAUAACUUUAUGCACUGUAAUGCAUUCUCGCAGUUAAGGUCAGGGAAAUGCAAAAGUUACAUCAGCCUGUUGUAUUUAUGCACUGAA
Stegostoma tigrinum is the source of this 4945-nucleotide messenger RNA. RefSeq names its product sperm-associated antigen 1-like. Bases 89 to 3085 code for a protein of 998 amino acids. The transcript is spliced from 19 exons. Gene Ontology annotation, cellular component: mitochondrion; cytosol. NCBI's taxonomy places the organism in Eukaryota, Metazoa, Chordata, Chondrichthyes, Orectolobiformes, Stegostomatidae. Gene Ontology annotation, molecular function: heat shock protein binding. The record is from RefSeq and is a predicted model, not a curated record.